This is a messenger RNA of Coffea eugenioides, 1452 nucleotides long. Its product is annotated as endoglucanase 14-like. NCBI's taxonomy places the organism in Eukaryota, Viridiplantae, Streptophyta, Magnoliopsida, Gentianales, Rubiaceae. Gene Ontology annotation, molecular function: hydrolase activity, hydrolyzing O-glycosyl compounds. The transcript has 6 exons. Gene Ontology annotation, biological process: carbohydrate metabolic process. The record is from RefSeq and is a predicted model, not a curated record. Bases 1 to 1452 code for a protein of 483 amino acids.
AUGUCUUCAGUGACCCUCUUUGCUUCCAUCUUAUAUCUUCUACUAGUUUUUGCGAACAAUGUUGUUUCAAUCGACUACGGAUUAGCACUUAGGAAAUCUUUGUUGUACUUCGAAGCCCAGAGGUCCGGGAAAUUGCCCCCAAACCAGCGUGCCCAGUGGAGAGGCGAUUCAGCCCUUCGUGAUGGCAACGAUGUUGGAGUGGAUUUAGUGGGCGGAUACUAUGAUGCCGGGGAUAACAUCAAAAUCGGAUUCCCAAUGGCAUUUACGGUGACGAUGCUUUCUUGGAGCGCGGUGGAGUUUGAGUCCCAACUGGUAGCCAAGGGAGAGCUAUCGAACGCAUUGGAAGCAAUCAAGUGGGGAACCGAUUACUUGAUGAAAGCGCAUCCAGAGCCUUAUGUGCUCUACGGUCAAGUGGGAGACGGUCGUUCAGAUCAUUCAUGCUGGGAGAGGCCGGAGGACAUGACGACGCUUAGAACUGCCUACAGGUUCGAUGAACAGCACCCGGGAGCCGACCUGGCUGGAGAGACAGCCGCUGCUUUGGCUGCCGCGGCAAUAGCUUUUCGUGGAUCGGAUCCUGCUUAUUCUUCCCAACUCAUUUCUCACGCAAAACAGUUGUUCGAUUUCGCCACGAAAUUCCCAGGCAAGUUUUCAGACAGCAUCCCAGACCUCCGGCAGCUUUAUAGCAGCAGCGGCUUUGAGGAUGAACUAUUGUGGGCUGCAGCCUGGCUAGAGCGAGCUACGGAAGGCAAAACCUACGCCGAGUACCUGAAUCAAGCGGCAAGUUCAGGUGGAACCAGAUCCAUGUUCUCUUGGGAUGACAAAUAUGUCGGAUCUCAAGUCCUCGUUGCAAAGGGUUUGCUGGAGGGUAGAUUUUCAGGAUACGGGAACCUUGGUCAGUACAAGAACAGCGCUGAGCAAUUUAUCUGCAAUUGCAUCCAAAAAGGAAGCAGCAAUGUUCAGAAGACCAGCGAAGGGCUUCUUUGGUUUGAUUUUUGGAAUAAUCUCCAAUACGUAACCACUGCAGCUUUCACCAUUUCAACCUAUGCAGACACCCUUGCCAGGGCCCAAACUACGCUUCAGUGCCCAGCAGCUUCUGUUACUCCAGAUAAGCUAAUCACAUUUGUCCAAUCACAGGUGGAUUACAUACUUGGUUCAAAUUCGAAGGGGUUUAGUUACAUGGUGGGAUUUGGACCAAAUUACCCACAGCAGGUCCACCACAGAGGAGCAUCAAUUGUGUCGAUUAAGGAAGACAAAACUCCUGUAUCUUGCCAGCAGGGUUUUUCUGAUUGGUUCAACAAGAAUGCACCAAAUCCUAAUGUCCUGGAUGGUGCAAUAGUUGGAGGACCAGACCAAAAUGACCAGUACACUGACAAAAGAAGCAACUAUUAUCAAGCUGAGGUUGCAACGGCCAACAACGCUCCCCUUGUUGGAGUUUUGGCUCGUCUGGCUUGA